Zophobas morio is the source of this 489-nucleotide messenger RNA. Its product is annotated as nacrein-like protein C1. NCBI's taxonomy places the organism in Eukaryota, Metazoa, Arthropoda, Insecta, Coleoptera, Tenebrionidae. The record is from RefSeq and is a predicted model, not a curated record. The coding region runs from base 1 to 489 and encodes 162 amino acids. The transcript is spliced from 2 exons.
AUGUGUGUGGCCCUGCCUAUGUGUGAGAGACAGAAAAUCUCUCUCGAAUUGUCGGCCGGGCGGUGGGGUAGACAUUUGACGCUAUUCCGCAUCCUGCCGAGGGUGGAUUUCGCAUUUGGACACAAUAAACAGAAUAAAGAGAAUGAAGAGAAUGAAGAGACUGAAGAGAGUGAAGAGAGUGAAGAAAGUGAAGAGAGUGAAGAGAAUGGGGAGAAUGGGGAGAAUAGAGAGAAUGGAGAAAAUGAAGAGAAUGAAAAGAAUGAACAGAAUGAAGAGAAUGAAGAGAAUGAAAAGAAUGAACAGAAUGAAGAGAAUGGAGAGAAUGGAGAGAAUGAGGAAAAUGAGCAGAAUGAGCAGAAUGGGGAGAAUGAGGAGAAUGUACAGUAUGCAGAGAAUGGAGAGAAUGGAGAGAAUGGAGAGAAUGAAGAGAACGAAGAGAAUAGAGAGAAUGAAGAGAAUGAAGAGAAUGCAGAGAAUGAAGAUAAUUGA